AUGUAGCGUGACCUCGAAAGGUUAAAAAUUAACCUAUCUGCCGCCAAACUUGCUUCAAAGCCACUGCCUCGAACCGGAGACACUUCACGCAGCUGUGCCACCGUCCAAUCCACGCCUUUUUCUGCCCCGCGGUGAAUCACCGCGAUAUCUCUGUCUUGCUUGCGCUCAGAAAUUUCAAGAAAAAGGCUGUUUGGACGUUCUGUGGAGUCAAUGCUGGGCUUCGAGGAACACAUGAUGACUGUUGAUGAUGAGAAUUUAUCAUCAUCGUCAUCAAACAGCUACAAGUUGGUGCCAUGGUUGAGUUGGGACGAGUGGGAUUUCAUCAGAGAAUCCCUCUUCUCGUCUUCUGCAGAUAAGGUUGCCUCUGCUGUCAAUAGAAUAUCUACAUGGAAAAGCAGAGGAUGCCUACCUGUUGUUAUUGAUGUCACAGCUUCAAUCAUUGAGAUUCAACAGAGAGAUCCUUAUUACAGAGAUAAAGAGGAACAAUCACCUGAUGUUUUGAAGUCAGAGCAAUUGCUGGCCAUGCUAUAUUGCAUGUCAAUCUUGAGGCUUGUGAAUUGUGUUGUUGAGAAGACACGAAGAAAAUCAGAGUUUUCAAUUGCUGAAGCUGCUGCUGCUAUUGGUAUCCCUCGUAAACUAAUUGAUGUUCGUCAUGAGGGUUCUCAUCGUGAUCUUCCUGCACUGCAAGUAGUUCGGGAUUGCUCAAACAAGGCAUUGGAUUGGUUGAAAGCAUAUUACUGGGAGCCUCAAAAAAAGCAGAUUCCAUUUCAAAGAGAUACAACUGCUGACAUGCGAAGAGAUAUUAAGUCAAAAUUCCAGGAAUUGGCUUUCUGCUUAAAAUCUAAGGAGAACAGCCAAGUUGGUUCAUCAUUAGUCAAAGUAAAACGUGGCAAAUUUUCUGAACGGCUUUGUGGCCGUAAUAAGUUUGUCUCAGUUGUGGUUGGCAAGCUCCAUUCAUCCAAAUCUGGAGGUUAUAAGAAGAAAGUGACCAGGUGCUUGAAAACUCUUGUCCAGUUAUACUCUUCGUUCUCAUCAGAAAUGGUAUCUGUGUUGCUGGAGUUAUUGCUGAAUGCUUUAGAUUCCUUAAAUUUGGAGUUUCAAAACAAUUCCCAUGCUGGCCAAAAUAUGCACAUGGCUUUCAAUGAUUGGAAGCCUGUGUUAAUUAGAUUCUUGCAUAAGGAGCCAGAAUUACUUCUGACCCUCCUUCAUACAGUUCUCAAUAUGAUUGGAAAUGAAGGAGCCAAAAAAUAUGAGUCUGUGAAUUUUUUUGUAGGGCAACAAAAUCAGACAUCAUCAGAAUAUAGAACAGAGACUCAUCGAGAAGAACACCUUUCUUAUCUGUUUGCUUGGCUGGUUGGACUUCUAAGGAGACUAAAGCCUCUUCAGGGCACAGAUACUGCAGCUGAAGUCAAAGUCUCUGCAUUAGGGAAAAAUAUGUCAAACGGAGUUCAAAUGAAGCUCCUGCAAAAAUGUCUUCUAGUGGCUCCUGGCAACGAGAAGCUUAUGGAUUCAGCCCUGCAGCUUGCAAAGCUGCUUGGAAAUACCAAAUUACUAGAUAAACUCAACAAGCUCUCCACGAUAUAUUCACCACAUAUAGGUUUUAAUGAAGAAAACUCUUCUGACUUAAGUUCCAAGAAGCUUGUUCUCCAGCAUGAGGACUUUAUCCAUCAAGCAGCUAAGAAGCUUGAGUUGGUUAAACGUCACAGGAUGCAGAGCAAAGUUGUUAACACAGGUGAUUGUAAAGCAGAAACUUUGAAUAGAUGGGCUGUGGCAAAAUCAUGGAACCCAUGCCCAAUUGGUAUGUUGCCUCAGGAUCUUGGUUCGUCCGGUUAUCUUCCUAGUCUUGACUGCUACAAUAACAAACAAAGUGAACCCGAUCUAUCAGAAAGGAAAGAGAGGUGGGAUCUGAGCCAAUGUAGCAGCAAGAGAGAAUCUAGCAUUAAUAUUCAGAUGUUAGAUAACUCAAGUGUCAAGAAGAUGAAAGCAACUGUAGAAGAUUGUGAAAUGAACAACGAAGAAGCUUCGUCAUUUGAAGGUGUCAAGGGCCAUUUGAUGAUAGGGGGUGUUUGGAAGAAAGUUGGAGAAGUAGAACUGCGUUCUAUCGAGUCUGGUAUAAGGAUUCUGGUUUAGUUAGAUAUUAAUUCUACUGGGUUUUUUAGUCGUGUGAUUUAUUUAUACAUUGGAAACAAAUGCCAAUGCUCCAAUUUUGGUUUAUUUAUUUCAUUCCAACUGAUUUAUAGUUUCA
Molecule: messenger RNA, 2245 nt
Organism: Mangifera indica (mango)
Lineage: Eukaryota; Viridiplantae; Streptophyta; Magnoliopsida; Sapindales; Anacardiaceae
Product: protein LAS1-like
Exons: 10
Coding region: 211-2130 (639 amino acids)
Biological process (GO): maturation of 5.8S rRNA; maturation of LSU-rRNA
Cellular component (GO): preribosome, large subunit precursor; Las1 complex
Molecular function (GO): endonuclease activity
Source: RefSeq, a predicted model, not a curated record